This is a messenger RNA of Symbiodinium natans, 1026 nucleotides long. NCBI's taxonomy places the organism in Eukaryota, Dinophyceae, Suessiales, Symbiodiniaceae. The record is from the annotation of a GenBank genome assembly.
AUGCUGCACAUCAGGAAGCUGUCAGGAGACGAGGUGGCAAGCAUACCUGUGGAGGAUGUGAGCGACGUGCGAGCCUUGAAGCGGCGUUUGCAUGUGCAGCAUUGCUUCGUCCCACGGUUCCAGCAGCGCCUCCUCCACGACUGCUCUUUCCUCGACGACUUCACCAGUUUGGACGCCGCCAUGGAUAUUGAGCUGGUGCUGCUUACCUACUGCGAUGUUUCUGAAGUGUGCGUCAACGAGCUCAAGUCCGCUGCUCUUAAGGGCUCUGUGGCCAAGGUCGAGGCUAUGCUACAGCUUCCGCAGGACCCGAACAAAGCCGACCUGCAAGGCCGUACAGCUCUGAUGGCCGCAUCUCGCAAUGGUCGUCUCGCCGUCUUGCAGUUGUUGCUCGAAGCCGGUGCCGGCAAGGACACGGCAGACAACGUCAACGGCGCGACGGCUUUGAUGUAUGCAUCUUUGAAAGGCCACGUGGAAGUUGCCCGCCUAUUGCUCGAAGCCGGUGCCCGCAAAGAUAUUGUAGACAUCCACGGCUCGACAGCUCUGGUCUUGGCAGCCCGCCACGGCCACGCGGCCAUCGUGCGUCUGCUGCUGGAGGCGGGCGAUGUCGUCGAUGGUAAGGAUGUGGCAAACAGGCACGGCCGCACACCUUUGAUGGCCGCUUGCUUCCAUGGCCACGUGGAGGUCGCCCGCUUCCUGCUCGAGGCCGGCGCCGGAAAGGACGUCGCAGACAAGCUCGCCGUCACAGCUCUGCAUGCUGCCUCCAUCAAAGGCCAUGUUGAAGUCGUCCACCUCCUCGUAAAAGCCGGUGCUGGCAUGAACAUGACAGACAACCACAAGGGCGCCACGCCUCUGAUGCUGGCAUCUUCGAAAGGCCAUGCCGCUGUCGUGCGCCUCCUGGUAGGAGCCGGCGCCCGGAAGGACAUCGUGGACAAGAAUGGCUCGACGGCUCUGAUGUUGGCCUCUGCCGCUGGCCAUCUCGAGAUCGCGCGCUUUCUCGAAGACGGCACCGGCCGGAACACGAUUUAA